CUAGAUCUUUUAUAACUACUAUAAAACAAGGACAUCAAUAAGAGUCACCACAAUUAUUACACUAAGUUCAAAAAAAAUGGCAGAGUCCCCUACUACCUCAGGUAUGACUAGAAAAGUUGUAGUACUUUUCUUGAUUGGAUUAUUGGCAUAUGUUUAUCAAGCAAUUACACCACCUCCUCCAAAAAUUUGUGGUUCUCCCGGAGGCAAUCUCAUCACUGCACCACGAAUAAAACUCUCCGAUGGAAGGCAUUUGGCGUAUAAAGAACAAGGUGUUUCGAAAAAUGAAGCAAAGUACAAAAUUGUGUUCAUCCAUGGAUUUGAUUGUUGUAGACAUGAUGUUGUUAUUGCCAGCACCCUUUCUCAAGAUGUUAUUGAGAGUUUGGGAAUCUAUAUUGUGUCAAUUGAUAGACCUGGUUAUGGUGAAAGUGAUCCUCAUCCACAAAGAACACCAAAGAGUUUAGCUCUUGAUAUUGAAGAAUUAGCAGAUCAAUUGGAAUUGGGAUCCAAAUUUUAUGUUGUUGGAUUUUCUAUGGGUGGACAAGCUGUUUGGGGCCUUCUCAAGUACAUUCCUCACAGAUUGGCAGGAGCAACACUUCUAACACCUGUGGUUAACUAUUGGUGGCCUGGUUUCCCAUCAAAUUUGUCAACAAAAUCAUAUUAUGAUCAACUUUUGCCUGAUCAAUGGACACUUAGAGUUGGUCACUAUCUCCCAUGGUUAACAUAUUGGUGGAACACUCAAAAAUAUUUUCCAUCUUCUAGUGUUGCAGCUCAUAGCCCUGAUAUUUUUAAAACUCAAGAUAUGCAAUUAGCACCAAGAUUUGCUGGUUCACAAGAAAAAUAUAGGGCACAAAUAAGACAACAAGGGGAAUUUGAAUCACUCCAUAGAGAUGUAAAUAUUGGAUUUGGUACAUGGGAAUUUGAUCCAAUGGAUUUAAAAACUCCAUUUGAUAAAAAUGAAGGAUUUGUCCAUUUAUGGCAAGGUGAUGAAGAUGGACUUGUACCUGUUAUUUUACAAAGAUAUAUUGCACAAAAAUUACCAUGGAUUCAAUAUCAUGAAAUUAAAGGGGGUGGUCAUUUAUUUCCUUAUGCUGAUGGAAUGGGAGAUAAAAUUAUCAAAACAUUUUUACUUGGUGAAAAAUUUGAAAUAUAACGAUAUACAGAGAGAUAUAGACGUUCAGAUAUGAUUUGAUUGAAUUUCGAAAAAAAGAGAAAUCAAAGUUUGAAGUUGAAAAAGGGUAUUUGAUAAAGUUUGUUUUGACUUAACAUGUUACAUGUGUUUGUGUGCUCUGUGUAAUGGCCACUAGUUGGGGCCUUGUCCUAGAUGAUAUAAGAUGAAAUUAAUUAAUACAAAUUUCAUCAUCAA
This is a messenger RNA of Solanum lycopersicum (tomato), 1363 nucleotides long. Its product is annotated as alpha/beta-hydrolases superfamily protein. The record is from RefSeq and is marked validated. NCBI's taxonomy places the organism in Eukaryota, Viridiplantae, Streptophyta, Magnoliopsida, Solanales, Solanaceae.